AUGGCUACUCCCAACGCGAUUAUGCUGGCGACAAUCUUCUACACCCUGCGGCUUCUCCACGCCCUCCGAGACGAUGAUCGCUUUCCUCUUUGGAACUCUGUUCCCGGUUUCUCCCUCUCAGUGUGGAAGGCAACUGCCAACCUGAUACGCUACGGUAGAAUCAAGAAAAAGGUCAGAUUUGACAUGUCGCACCUUGAGCAAUCAACACAGCAGGCAGAUGAGGAACUCUAG
Molecule: messenger RNA, 231 nt
Organism: Pyricularia oryzae 70-15
Lineage: Eukaryota; Fungi; Ascomycota; Sordariomycetes; Magnaporthales; Pyriculariaceae
Exons: 3
Coding region: 1-231 (76 amino acids)
Source: RefSeq, a predicted model, not a curated record